Rhagoletis pomonella (apple maggot) is the source of this 1984-nucleotide messenger RNA. RefSeq lists its product as uncharacterized. NCBI's taxonomy places the organism in Eukaryota, Metazoa, Arthropoda, Insecta, Diptera, Tephritidae. The record is from RefSeq and is a predicted model, not a curated record.
AGGAUUGGGUCUGCUAGAUUCGAACCGCAGGGUCACACGUAGCGUAGCAAGAGCUUUAGAAAAUCAGGUUGUCGGGUCAAUAUUUACCCAGAUCGACACGGGUAUACAACAUCCUGUAGAUUUUCUGCCAACGGAUUAUUUAAACCGGUGCGCAGCGCGCAUAUUUGGCACAUCCAAUCAAGAGGUGCCCCAGCAACCCAGUGUUCGAGUUACAAACGAACUAUUUCUCAACGCUACGGAUAACAGCCUGACGUUUUCACGUAAAAUUGAGGAAUUAUUUAACAUGUCAGAGGAAGAACAGCAAACUGGGGGAAGCAUGCCAUUGAAUGAUCAAGGGCCAGGCGGAUCGAAAUCUCACAGUGGUGGACCAAGUUCUGCAGCCAUCAAUGUCGAGCAACUGAGCCGUAUGAUGGCGAUGAUGGCUCAACAAAAUGACAUGAUGGCGCAAUGCAUGAACGAGGUCCGCCACAUGCGAGAUAAUGUAGUGAACCUCAAUAGCAGGGUGGCUGAGGUGGAGACUUCGAUGCAAGGGACUAGGAGUCAACCAGCCAGGGCAUCAACGCCAGAAGAAAGACGCGAGACGUCCACGACAGAGCAUGGCCCUGGAGCAGAAAAACCACCGAGUCAGUCCCACUCACGAAAGGAGGCAAGCUACCGAAAAAAGAUAGAUCUAGAUAAAUGGCAUGUAAAGUUCGAUGGUUCUGCCAAAGGUUUAACUAUAGAAAGUUUUAUUUUUCGGAUAGAAAAGAUGAGGGAGCAAUACGACAUUUCCUACUAUCAGCUAUUUACAGAUUUCCACUGCUUGGUUACGGGCAGCGCCUUAAAAUGGUACUGGCAGGUCCUCGAGGAUCAUGCCGAUGAGCCAGACUUCGGCUAUUUCGAACUAAAGACCGAGCUGCUAAACCAUUUUAAGAGCGCUGAAUCGGAUUACGAAAUAAUCCGAGAAAUAAUGGAGAGGAAACAAGCACCCCAAGAGAGUUUUGAAGAGUUUUAUAGUGAGGUCCACGAUUUAACCUUCCGGCUUAGGAAAAAAAUCCCCGAGCAGGAGUUAGUAGGAAUUAUAAGAGGUAACCUUAAGCCAUAUUUGGCCAACGUAACUUUCGCGUCCCGGAUGGAGUCUCUAGCAGAAUUAAAAUCAGAAUGCAGACGAGCGGAGAAAGUUAUGAGAGAGAAUAGAAGUAGAUCGAAGGCAGUUAAUGAAUUAAAUAUUACAGGGGUUGAGAAAUCUGAGAACUUAGACCAGAAUUAUGUAGAGGCAUUUGGUAGGCCGCACCAUGAUAAACCGCAGCAACCAGUGCAGGCCCGUGAUAAAUUGUCGUCGUCCGUUAGUCCUAAUGUCCAGAAGCCUUCCAUCCGUUCGUUUUGUCCGUCCCCGUUUCACUUAAUGUUGUGUUUUUCGUGUGGUAUGCCCGUGGAUUAUUUUGUUAAGAAUCCGUCAGAAGAAAAUAAGUGUAAAUCGUCUUUCCAUAAUAUGUUGUGUUUCGCGUGCGGCAGUGAUGCGUCAUUUUGUGUUUUCAAGCCGAAUCAGGGAAACGUGAAGGUGGCGGAGAUCUCCGGGAACUCUCGCCAGGGAGCGGAAAACCCGGAGCCAACCCAGUGAGAAUCCUUAGAAGAGAGAAAAGCGAAGAAGUAGUAGAAAAGAGAAGAGCAGAAUUAAGCAGAGAAGCUAAGAGCUUACAUCACAGAAAGCUCGAAUACGAGGAAGCGCGUAGACGUAUAUUCGGCGAAGAACUGGCAAAGGUGAAGAAAAGUAGGAAUUUUAGGAAGAUAGGUAAGAUGAGGGAAAGGAAAAAGAAUCUUCGUAGGAUACGCCGUAAGAUAAUUUCCACAAUAGUCACAGUUAACGGAGAUAAUAGAUUUUUCGCCAAAACUAAAAUCGGUGGACAAGAGGUGCUAGCUUUAUUAGAUUCUGGUGCAGGUGCUAGCUGUUUGGGGAAAAAUGUAAGUAAGCUUCUCGAGGGUAAAGAGCACCUUAUAGUGCCUA